Messenger RNA from Amyelois transitella, 5077 nucleotides. It is a transcript of the gene eIF5B, whose product is annotated as eukaryotic translation initiation factor 5B. The record is from RefSeq and is a predicted model, not a curated record. Lineage: Eukaryota; Metazoa; Arthropoda; Insecta; Lepidoptera; Pyralidae. The transcript has 18 exons. Gene Ontology annotation, molecular function: GTPase activity; translation initiation factor activity; GTP binding. Bases 179 to 3745 code for a protein of 1188 amino acids.
UCCCGCGACAGCAACAAUCGACUCGACACGACGACGGAUUUCGUCUUGAUCGUUUUCGGCUCGUUCGUAGUACAACUCAGUACAUUUGAUUACGUUUCACAUGAUAGAAAUUACAAAAUAUACGGAAACCGAACAUUAUAUCAUAGGAAUUGUGACUUAAUACAAUUUUUGUGCCAAAAUGGGAAAAGCUAAAAAGGGUAAGAAGAACCCCAGUGCGGAUGAUGGCGACAGUGACGUUGAAACGACGACCAUUGACCAUGCGAAACCGGCUUCGAAGGGGAAAAAAAUCAUUCAAGAGUCUGAUGACAGCGACAAUGAGAAACCAAAAUCAAAGGCUAAAUCUAAAAAGUCAGUUGAUGAAGAUAUUAAGGAAGUCACAAAAACUAUAAAAAAUGUAUCUAUUACAAAUAAGUCUCAAAAGAAAAAGGAGAAUGCUAGCAGUGAAGAUGAUUCAGAUGAUGAACCACAGCAAAAGCCAAAGAAAAAUAAAAAGAAAGAAGAGAAGAAAAGUGCAUUUGCUCUCUUAGAAAUAGAAGAUGCUGAUAUCUCACCACCUGAAGCACCUCCAUCUUCAGAUGAUGAAACACCUGUACAAAAAUCACAAAAGAAAUCAGCACAAGAUAAAAAAGAAUCUACAAAAAAAGGCAAAAAGCAGAAAAGAAAGAAGGAUGAUAGUGAUGAAGAUAUUGAGAAGGUUCUUGCUGAGCUUGAAAUGGAAUAUUCUGGAGUUAAGAAAGAACCAACACCUGCUCCAGAACCUGAGAAGACUGAAGAAAAAGUAGAUGAAAAAUCCAAAUCAAAAAAGAAAGGCAAAAAGGAGGAACCUAAAACAGAAGUUGAAAAACCAGCUGAUGAAAAUGAAGGUAGUGACAAUGAAAAUGAUAUCACUAUUAAAACAGCAGCCCAGAAGAAAAAGGAAAAAAAAGAAAGAGAAAAGCAGAAAAAACUAGAAGCUAAGAAAAAGGAGAAGGAACAAGAGAAUAAAAAGGAACCUGGUGAGCCCAAACAGGCUGCCAAGGCUCCAGAGAAAGAAGAAAGUAAAGCAAGUGAGGAAGCUAAAACUGAUAAAGAGCCGUCAGAAGAAAAAGAGGGCGAAGGAGAUGGCACAGCUGCAGAAGGGAAGAGUAAAAAGAAGAAAAAGGGCGAUAAAGCUGAAAAGGAAGAUAAAUCCAAGAAAGGAGGUCCCACUAAGAAAACGAUUGCAGCGAUGCAGGAAGCUCUUAAAAAGGCGAAAGAAGAAGAGGAACGUUUGAAGAGAGAAGAAGAGGAGAGGGAAAGGCAAGAGGAAGAACGGGAACGGCAAAGAUUAGAAGCUAUUAGAUUAGAGAAGGAAAAGAAAGAAAGGAAGAAGCAAAAGGAAAAGGAGAGAAAAGAAAGACUUAAAGCUGAGGGAAAGCUACUGACGCCUAAACAAAAAGCUGACAAAGCUCGAGCUCAAGCAUUGCUGGAAUCUUUAAAAGCUCAGGGAGUUGAAAUUGGGUCUGCUGAGAAGAAGCCACCGAGGCUUGGUACUAGAGUGAAGCCUCAAAAACUCAAGUCUCAAAUGUCCCAGGAGGCUCCUGCAACUCCUUCUGAAGAGAAGAAAAUUGAAUUGGAAAUAGUUGACAAAAAGGAUGAUUCACCAAAGCCAGAAGACAAGAAGGCAGAGUCUGACAAUGACUCUGUGAAGGAUGCUUGGGAUGCAGAGUCCUCUGAAGAUGAAGUAGAGCCUGCGAAACUUGAGCCAAUUGUGGAAACUCCACUCAAGAGUCAGGCCAAGAAACCGGAGACAGAAAAGGUUAAAGAGAAGGAGGAAGAAGAUGAAAGUUCUUCAGAGGAAGAGGAAGAUAGUUCAGAAGGUGAAAGCAGUUCGGAGGAAGACUCUGAAGAUGAUCAGAUGACUGAUGUGCAGAAGAAGAGGGAAGCCAUCCUGAAGAGAUUGGAGAAACGUCGCGAAGAAAAUGAGGCUAACAAAGUGAACAAUCCUCUCCGCGCGGCGGUGGUGUGCGUCCUCGGCCACGUCGAUACCGGCAAGACCAAGAUCCUGGACAAACUGCGGAGAACCAACGUCCAGGACGGGGAAGCUGGUGGUAUCACCCAGCAGAUCGGUGCCACUAAUGUCCCCAUCGAGAAUAUCAAGGAGCAGACGAGACAUGUCAAGGGGGUGAAUGAAAUAGCAUUCAAGUUACCAGGUUUACUGAUCAUCGACACUCCUGGGCACGAGUCUUUCAGCAAUUUGAGGAGUAGAGGUUCUUCGCUAUGCGAUAUUGCAAUCUUGGUAGUCGACAUUAUGCACGGUCUUGAACCACAAACAAUCGAGUCUAUCAACCUGUUGAAACAGAAGAAGACUCCUUUCAUUGUCGCGCUGAACAAAAUCGAUCGAUUGUAUGACUGGCAAAGCGCGCAACGCAAAGAUGUGCGGGAUAUAUUGAGGUUGCAGCAGCAAAACACUCAGUUAGAGUUUGAGAAGAGGAGCAAAGAUGUCAUGCUGCAAUUUGCUGAGCAGGGCCUGAACGCCGCCCUGUUCUACGAGAACCCGGACGCGCGCACGUACGUGUCGCUGGUGCCCACGUCGGCGGUGACGGGCGAGGGCAUGGGCAACCUGCUGGCGCUCAUCGUGCAGGCCUGCGAGGGCCCGCUGCACCGCCGGCUCGUGUUCUCGCAACAACUGCAGGCCACUGUACUCGAGGUCAAAGCCAUCCCCGGAUUGGGCACGACCAUAGACACGAUCCUGAUCAACGGAACCCUGCGCGAGGGGGAUACCAUAGUGCUGGCUGGAACUGACGGGCCCAUCGUGACGCAGAUCCGCUCGCUGCUCAUGCCGCAGCCCAUGAAGGAGCUCCGAGUCAAGAACGCAUACAUAGAGCACAAAGAAGUGAUUGCCGCUCAAGGAGUUAAAAUCGCGGCUAAAGAAUUGGAGAAAGCUAUUGCCGGACUGAAUUUGCUUGUUGCGCAGAAGCCGGAUGAAAUCGACGUCUUGAAAGAGGAGGUGGCCCGAGAAUUGAAGUCUGCACUCUCUAGUAUCAAGUUGUCGGAGCGAGGCGUGUACGUUCAGGCCUCCACCCUUGGCUCACUCGAAGCCCUACUGGAGUUCCUUAGGACAAGCAAGAUACCGUACUCGGCAAUCAGGAUAGGUCCAGUGGUGAAGCGUGACGUCAUGAAAGCGUCCGCCAUGUUGGAACACGACUCACAAUACGCCACCAUACUUGCUUUCGAUGUCAAGAUCGAGCGCGAUGCACAAGAAAUGGCCGACAACUUAGGUGUGAAAAUUUUCGCGGCCGACAUAAUUUACCACCUGUUUGACAAGUUUACCGCUUACCGUGAAGAAUUACGGCAGAGGAAGAGAGAGGAGUUCAAACAUAUAGCUGUGUUCCCGUGCAAGCUUAAGGUGCUGCCACAAUUCGUGUUCAAUUCUCGUGAUCCGAUCGUGGCCGGCGUCAUGGUGGAAGCGGGCAUCCUCAAGGAAGGAACUCCCAUAUGUGUGCCAAGCAAAGAGUUCGUGGAGUUGGGAAUAGUGACAUCAAUUGAGGUCAACCACAAACAAGUGGAAACGGCACGCAAGGGCCAGGAGGUCUGCAUCAAGAUCGAGCCGAUACCGGGCGAGUCGCCCAAGAUGUUCGGCAGACAUUUCGACGAGACUGAUAUGCUAGUCAGCAAGAUUUCGCGAGCCAGUAUCGACGCUUGCAAAGACUACUUCCGCGACGACCUCAUCAAGACGGAUUGGCAGCUCAUGGUGGAACUCAAGAAGCUCUUCCAAAUCCUGUAACCCACCGAAUGUCUACAAGUCAACAUGCCCGCGAUUCUACGGUGGGAAUAGUCCCAUCCCUAUCUCUAGUUUGUCUGUUCCAUCUACUCGAGACGUAACACAAGUCCGUAUCAUAGAAUCUCAUGGUAUCCAAUCCAUCACAGUGUGUCAUAAAUGUAUAUCCUAUAGUCAUAGGUUAAAACUAAUACGUCAGUAAUGUUCUGUGCUGUUAUUUUUUUAUAUACUGCCAUGUGUUGAGAUUUUAUUAUUUUACCGAAUUGAUAAUUUGCAAUAUUCUAUGAUGAGAGACACGUUGUAAAUAGUAUUAUACACAUUUAUUUAUUUUUUUGUGCAAAGCGUCUCAUUGUCAACCUUGGGUAUCUUUGUUUGGACCUAACUUUUGGCUCGUGGUUAGAGAAACUGUAAUAAAAAUGCCAUUAGGUAUAACGUGGUUCAGCCGUUUGCCUUUAUUCCCAAAUUCAUUUGUAAAUAUUCAUGGGUCACAGAAAAUUUCGUGUGUAAAUAACAGGUUAAUAAAACUAGGUUGUUUAAUCACCGUGGCAUGUCUUCGUAUUACAUAAAUAAACUAUGUACUGUACUUACAAGUAGGUAUGUGUAGUGCAAUAAACGAUCUCGUCGAUAUUUGAGUGUAUUCGUAGGGCAAUACCCGUUUUCUACGGUGCUGCUAAUGUAGAUGAAAUACGCCAAUAUGUUUAUUCAUCGAUGUUUAGAAUUUAUAAAUUUUAUUACGCUGGCGUGGCAUCGGAGGCAGAGUGGUCAGCCCAUAUUAUAUUAUAAAAUGAAUGGGUCGUAUUCCAAAGUGAGAACUAAAGCUGAUUUUAUUAUCUUUUGAUUCUUAUUUAUUUUUAUAAUACAUAAUAAAAUUAUCUUUUAACUUACAUAAUCAUUUUUAAUCAAAUCUGUCAGCAAGUUAAAAAACAUCUUUUUGUUUUAAUCAUGUAUACUUUGAUAUAUUUUGCGUUGUGAAACACUACGACCAUAAUAUCUAAGUAUAUAUGUAAUUAAGUUAUUGCACCCUUCUUCAUAUAUCCUAGUUAUCUUCUCGCGGUUCUCACUUGGGUAAUGAGUAUUUUAUACGAAAACAAAAAAAUAUUUUAUAAAAUGGGAAAGGCGCUUUGGGGAGGUCGUGUAUUGUACGAAGUAAAGCUCCAUUGUACAGGCCGCAGGAGCGCUGUGAGUGAGAAAUGCAGGGCUACAGUCCAUAUUGAAGGUACAGAAGGUUGUAUUUUAUAUGUAGUGUAGGUAUUUUCCCUUUUUGAAAUGCUUUGUAUUAUAAAGAUGGAAUCGGACAUAUUCUUAUAUUGAAGAAAUUUUAUUAAACUUCUAAAUACA